AAUUCUCAUUAUACGACGAGUUUCCAAGGACCUCAAAUUGUUGUUACUCCGCGAUGCAACACAUGUGUAACAUCUGAAUCAGCAGGAUAUUCUGGCAGGCUGUGGAUGAGUGUUGCCAUGGAGAACCUGGAGGACAAGUUUGCAGCUCUGUCAGUUGCUCGACGCCUGCAGCCUGGGGAGCCCACGUACCUGCUGGACCUUGUUGUUCACACUCCAGGCUCUGGGGGUGGGCUGGUGGCGGCUUGUUGCUCCAACCGCUCAGUUGUUCUGCACGACUCACACACCCUCAGUCUUCAGGGUGAGUUCAAGGGUCACACAGGGACAGUGUGCGGAGUGCGUUUUGCCCACACCUCUCCAGGCCUGCUGUUCUCAGGUUCUGCCGAUGGGACGUUGUGCGCCUGGGAUGUGCGCUGCCCUGGGUCGCAGGCUGUGCAGGUGUUCCAGAGCUCCCCCUCUCAUUCUUUCUGCAGCUUUGACAUCAGCUGCAAUGAUGUGGUGCUGUGUGCCGGCACCGAGCAAGUGGAGGAGGACAGCUUCCUGGUAUUCUGGGAUUCCCGCAUGGCGAAGGAGAGCGGCGGGGUUUUGGGGGUUUACUCUGAGUCGCACAGUGAUGACAUCACUCAGGUGCGCUUCCACCCUCAGGAUCCGGACCGCCUGGCUUCUGGCUCAACUGAUGGCCUGGUCAACGUCUAUGACCUGGGCCACGGCUCGGAAGAAGAAGCCCUGCUGGCCACCUGUAACUCCAGCUCUUCUGUCAGUGCGGUGUGCUGGGCCGGGAAAGACUAUGGCAGACUCCUGUGCCUGAGCCAUGAUGAGGGCCUCCACCUGUGGGACCUGGCCCAAAUGGAAACAGAGGAACCGCUGACCAUUCUGAGUGUCCCUGACGCCCGGGGUUCUGCCUCUCUCCCUGGGGAUUCGACCCUGGAUUACUUUGUAGGAGCAGCCUGGGUGGAGCAGGUGGAGAGGCUCCUGGUGAUGGGCGGCACCGUCAGAGGGGAGCUCCACCUCUUUGACUGCAGUGACCAGGGCCUGGAGCUGCUGAAGUCUCUGCAGGGGGGCCACUCCGCCACUGUGCGCUGUUUCCAGUGGGACCCUGCAGUGGGCGCUCUAUUCACAGGUGGGGAGGACGCACAGCUGGUGCAGUGGAAGCCCGGGGCGGAGGAACUCGAGUCUGGGAAGAGACACACCCUAAAAAGUGCCUCUGCGUUGAAGCUCAAAGCCGGACGCCACGGGAAGCACACAGGCAAGAGAGAGAAGUGACGUAGGGGUGGGGGCUGGGGAGGACAUCAAAAGGAAGGGAACAGUGUUCUGCUUUGUAGACCGUGUUUCCAUAGAUGGCACUGAGCACUGUCAGCUGAGAACAGCUGUGUAAGCAUCCGUCUAGGACGUCUUCUGGUGUUUUACGGUAAACCAAAAGGCUGCAGGCAUGCAGUACCGGGGGUCCAUGUAGGCCUGUGCAUUAGUACCCAGCACAGCUCAGGGCCACUGCCUUCCAGGAUGCACGCGCGGAAGGAAUGGCAGGUUUUUUCUAGGCACUCGCUGUUAAUAUUCGUGCCUUACCCUGAAUCAGUUGAUUGUCAGUUGGAGUUUGCUUCAAGUCUGCAGAGGCACAAGACCCGUGGGGUAGCCUUUCCCCUGUGCUUUUUCAAAGUUUAGGCCCGUUACCUACCUUGUGACCCCACACUAUGAAAGAUUAUCUGUUGGUUGUUUUUUUUGUUUUUUAAUCUAUCUUGAAUUUAGAAUUUUCUGCUCUGAAGUUUUAUAUAACCUUCAUCUUGGAUUCUAAUCACAGGGUUCAUAUUAUUAAGUCAGUGAGAUGAUAGUAUGCACAUAGGAGCAACAAUGUCCCGUCUUGUUCUACGAAAUAAAUAUAAUGAUAUUUAAUGAUGUUGACAUGGAAUUCAAUCUAGAGGCCUUCCCUGUAAUCACUCAAGAAAAUGAUAUUUGGAUGGUCCUGUGCAGUGUUGGGGUCAAAACCAGUAUACAGAGAAGAAAAUGCAAUACACUUUGGCAAGGGUUUGUUUUGGGUAAUUCUGAGAAGUACCUGUAAGAGGAUAGUCUGUUAUUCUCUAUUCAUUGCCAUCAAGCUUGCUCUUCGAUGAUAUAAGAUCAUUUUAAGUGUGUUUUAGACAUAGGCCUUUGUGUAUCAUGUAACUUCAGUAAAUCUUUUAAACCUUUGUGUGCUGGGUUGGAUAUCCUUGUUUUUGUGCACAACUAAAAGGAAUUGUUACGGAAUGGCUGGAUUGUUACAGAAUCUUCCUAAAACAGUUGGCAUGAACUCUGCAAAAAAAGCAUAAUCACUGUCAUUUUAUAAUGUUUUAUAGAAAGAGAUAAUUAUUCCAGCAAGGCUUUAUACCUUAACAUUCUUUGUACAUUAGAAACGGUAUCAUACAAGCAUAUGAAGACAAUUGCAUAAACCAUGACUGUUGUGCCAUUUGUUUUACUGUUAAGUGGCCUUUAAAUUUGUAUGAUUUGUCUCAGAGUUUUAGAAUGAAUGGGCUCAGUAGCCCAGUGUUUCAGAAAAGUAUUUUUAAAAUAUUUGAUCGUGACUUGAUACCUUUGACACCGUGUCAGGCAAUAAAUCAUAUGUUAGCAUUAUAACAGAAUGGCAAUGUUUUAUACAAACUGAACUUGUCGAAUAGGUUUAAUAAAUUGAUUACAGAAAUGCAUUCAGAUCUGAAAUUUCUUCAUCAGAUCAUAUUUAUUUUGACAAGAUUGUUAUAUAUUUUCCUGAAAAAUUAAAUGUGUAAAUCAGCAAUUCCUUAACUCUCUGCAAAACAUUCAAAGACCGGUAUUCUGUGGUAAAUUAUAUUUCAGAUGUAAUUAAAUUCUCUUGAGUGUAAUUUAUUUGAAUUGCAAUGAAUAAAAUUCCCAAUUUAACAAUUUAA
Conger conger (European conger) is the source of this 2888-nucleotide messenger RNA. RefSeq names its product WD repeat domain 89 (gene wdr89). The record is from RefSeq and is a predicted model, not a curated record. The transcript is spliced from 2 exons. NCBI's taxonomy places the organism in Eukaryota, Metazoa, Chordata, Actinopteri, Anguilliformes, Congridae. Gene Ontology annotation, molecular function: protein binding. Bases 106 to 1260 code for a protein of 384 amino acids.